AUGGACAAAGAAGUUGACUACUAUGAGCUUUUAGGCAUUGAAAUCACUGCAAACACAAAGGACAUUAAGAAUGCGUACCGUAAAAGAGCGCUAAAGGUGCAUCCUGAUAAGAACCCAAGUCCCAAUGCAGCUAUACUCUUCCAUGACUUGACUCAAGCACAAGAUCUAUUGUUGGAUCCAGCAAAGAGAAGCGAAUAUGACCAAAUUCAUAGAAGUCGCCAAGAGAGAAAGAAGAAGAGAGAUGAAAUGGAUUCGAAAAGAAGAAAUGCACAGGCUGAACUGGAACAACGAGAAAAAGAUGCAAAGAAAUCAAAAGUGGAUCAGAACCAGGCUAAAGCUCAAUACGAGGCUGAAAUUGCUCGCAUGCGAGAAGAAGGUGCCAAAAGAAGACAGGAAGAUUGGGGCAAUAACAGAGAAAAGGAAGCAGAACUGCCUGAAGAGAGCGAAUUGGAUUGUGCGCUUAAAGUAAAGUGGAAACGCAAGAAGUUUGACUUUUCUGAGAGCGACCUUGAGCAUAUUUUAAAUCCCAUUGGCAGUGUAGACUCUGUCGCUUUAUCGCAAAAGAAAAAAGGCGGCGCCAUUGUCGUAUUUAAAACAGUGGUUGAUGCUUAUAACAUUAUCACCAAAAAGGACACACACCCAUCUUUAUCACAAUUCGAAAGCAUUGAUUGGGCUACAGGCAAAGCACCCGCGCUUGUGGAAAAGAUGAAUAGAGCCGAAGAAAUGAAGAAGGAAGCAAGAACUGCAUUGUUUAGCAUGAACGAUAGACCUGCUGCGGCUACUGGGAAGCCAUUAUUUUCGAUUGGAUCACAACCCUCAUUUUUUAAACCCAUGAGUAUACCAUCUAAGGCUCCACCUUCCUCCGCUUCCAAGGCGUUUGACAAUGAUUACGAGGCAAUUACAUUGAUGAAAAUGAGACAGGCUGAGAGAGAUCGACAGAUUUUGCUUCAACAAAGGCAACAAACUACGAGUUAA
This is a messenger RNA of Mucor mucedo, 975 nucleotides long. RefSeq lists its product as uncharacterized. Gene Ontology annotation, molecular function: nucleic acid binding. Gene Ontology annotation, cellular component: spliceosomal complex. The record is from RefSeq and is a predicted model, not a curated record. Lineage: Eukaryota; Fungi; Mucoromycota; Mucoromycetes; Mucorales; Mucoraceae. Gene Ontology annotation, biological process: spliceosomal complex disassembly. The transcript is spliced from 4 exons. The coding region runs from base 1 to 975 and encodes 324 amino acids.